CGUAUAUAUACAACACCCCCUUCCUUCUUCUCAAUCUAUUACUAGUUCUGCCAAGCCAGCAUCAAUCCACAUUCGAUCUCUCGAUCAAAAUGCAGAAAAUGGAAGAAGAAGAUCUAUACUUCAGUCCCAGCUUCAACAGUAGCUACUCAUCACAUUUAUUUGUCAAAAACACCGGAGAAUCCCCAGAUGAUUUUGAGCCGCAAAGUUCUAAUUAUAAGCCUGCCGAAUCUGUCGCCGCGGAGUACCAUAAAGAGGAGGAGGAUGAAGGCAGUGAUGAUUUUGAAUUCUCUUUGGUUCCAGAGCAUUUCGAGGCCGUUUCAGGUGAUUUCCUCUACGGCGGUCAAAUUGGCACGGCUUUUCCAGUCUUCAACCGAGAUCUGUUGUUAGAUGAAGGUUUUGUGGUGCGAAAUCGGGGAGAGGAAGGUAAGGAAAUUCGCAUUCCAAAUGGAGUUGAUAGGCCGGUUCGGAUUCCGUUGCGGAAUUUGUUCCUAGGAGAGAGGGAAGAAGGAGGUACUCUAUGUUAGAAAAAUAGUAUAAAUAAUGCGAGUUCAGUCAGAUAAAAUCCCGAGUUUAAUCACAAAUCACCAGACAAACCACCAAAUGCAAGAACAAAUAAAAUAAUAACAACAAUUAGAUAUAAAAUAUUAAUGUAAAAAGUAAAGAAAGAAAGACUUAGCGUAAGAUCGUCCGUUAACCGGACUGGCCUUGAAGAAAGAUAGCCCCCGUAUCUCGAUAGCUACUCGAACGGGACUGGCCAACUCGCUCCCAGGAUAAUCCUACACCGUUUCAGACUUGUAGCUACCUUGACUGAAACCUUCGACCGUUGCCCAAUAUGCCGUAGACUCGUUAAGUAGAUAAAAACUUUAUGAGGAUGCUAUGGAUUUAAUAUGCUCUCGGUACAAGGGUAAAAUCAGUGAAAGAAAAAAAAAUGAAGCCUUUUCUAUUCUUCUCAGUGCUCUGUAUUGCGUAAGUAAGCCAAAAUGAAUCGGAGUGUAGACUGGCUUUUAUUCAUACGUAUGUGUAUUAAUAACCGAGAGCAUGCAUGUGGAUAGAUUUUUAAAU
Cuscuta epithymum is the source of this 1062-nucleotide messenger RNA. The record is from the annotation of a GenBank genome assembly. NCBI's taxonomy places the organism in Eukaryota, Viridiplantae, Streptophyta, Magnoliopsida, Solanales, Convolvulaceae.